CACAAAAUAAAAUAAUUAAAGGCUUUCUAAACUAAUUAAUAUUCAACACGCUCGGUUUUGAUGUCUGUUUUGACGAUCAAAAAUCGAAUCUUUCUUUAUCUUUCUUCCGUCUCAAAAGCUACAAAAACCCGUUUGCAGAAAAAUUAAAAAAGAAGAGUUCAUUCUGUAAUUGAUCUCCAUGCAAUUCCAUUGAAAAAUAAAUUCCAGGAAAAGGAUAAAAGUAUGUAUAGCAAUUUCAAAGAACAAGCGAUAGAGUACGUGAAGCAAGCGGUACAAGAAGAUAAUGCAGGGAAUUACAGCAAAGCGUUCCCUUUGUACAUGAACGCGCUCGAGUAUUUCAAGACCCAUUUGAAAUACGAGAAGAACCCCAAAAUCAGGGAAGCAAUUACCCAGAAAUUCACCGAGUAUUUACGACGUGCCGAGGAGAUCCGUGCAGUUCUCGAUGAAGGUGGGCCAGGGCCGGCUUCUAACGGGGAUGCUGCUGUUGCCACGCGCCCCAAAAAUAAGCCCAAGAAUGGUGGCGGCGGAGGAGAAGGCGGUGACGGGGAGGAUCCGGAACAGGCCAAGUUGAGAGCUGGGCUUAAUUCUGCUAUUAUUAGGGAAAAACCUAAUGUUAAGUGGAAUGAUGUGGCCGGGUUAGAAAGCGCUAAGCAGGCUUUACAAGAAGCUGUUAUUUUGCCUGUCAAGUUUCCUCAGUUUUUUACUGGAAAGAGAAGGCCAUGGAGAGCUUUUCUUUUGUAUGGACCACCUGGGACCGGGAAGUCAUACUUAGCCAAGGCUGUUGCUACUGAAGCAGACUCUACAUUUUUUAGUGUUUCUUCAUCAGACCUUGUCUCAAAGUGGAUGGGUGAAAGUGAAAAACUGGUUUCAAACCUUUUUCAGAUGGCUCGUGAUAGUGCUCCUUCCAUCAUAUUCAUUGAUGAAAUAGAUUCCUUGUGUGGUCAGCGAGGUGAGGGCAACGAGAGUGAAGCAUCAAGACGUAUCAAAACUGAACUUCUUGUGCAGAUGCAGGGUGUUGGACAUAGUGAUCAGAAAGUCUUAGUGCUUGCAGCAACGAAUACUCCCUAUGCUCUUGAUCAGGCCAUCCGCCGCCGUUUUGAUAAGCGUAUUUACAUUCCUCUCCCUGAUUUGAAGGCUCGACAACAUAUGUUCAAAGUGCAUUUAGGUGAUACUCCUGACAACUUGACUGAAAGUGAAUUUGAAAGCUUAGCUCGGCGGACGGAGGGGUUUUCUGGGUCAGAUAUAUCUGUUUGUGUUAAGGAUGUUCUUUUUGAACCUGUUCGUAAAACCCAAGAUGCAAUGUUUUUCUACAAGACGCCUAAUGACAUGUGGAUGCCAUGUGGACCCAAGCAAGCAGGUGUUGUCCAAAUCACUAUGCAGGAAUUGGCAGCCAAAGGACUUGCAGCACAGGUUCUUCCGCCUCCUAUUUCAAGAUCAGAUUUUGAUAAGGUGCUUGCGAGACAGAGGCCAACAGUGAGCAAAGCUGAUCUUGAGGUCCAUGAGAGAUUUACAAAUGAGUUUGGAGAAGAAGGCUGACGGCUUUGAUGAAACCGUCACAUUGAUCUACUCUCCAGUUGUUUCAUUUGGAGCAUUGGCUAUUGCUGCCUAGCAGUUAGGAGUAGUAUGGUUGGAUGGGUCGUUUGGAGGAAAAGUAGAGGGACGGGGCGGGCCGGGGGGGGGGGGUGGAUUUGAUGAUUUGUAUAUAUAUUGUUAUAAAUGUGUCAUAAUAAGGUUUAAGGUAUAUUAUUACUUGCAUAAAGAUUUUGACUAUAUUCUUUUUCUGUGGUGUAAUUGGGUGACGUCUAAAAUUGCCCAAUUCCUCUAGUCUGGCAUUCGGUGCAGAAUAUGUAUAGUGUUUUAUUCUAUAACUGAAUUCCCAAAA
This is a messenger RNA of Gossypium arboreum, 1882 nucleotides long. RefSeq names its product protein SUPPRESSOR OF K(+) TRANSPORT GROWTH DEFECT 1. Gene Ontology annotation, molecular function: ATP hydrolysis activity; ATP binding. The transcript has 9 exons. NCBI's taxonomy places the organism in Eukaryota, Viridiplantae, Streptophyta, Magnoliopsida, Malvales, Malvaceae. Gene Ontology annotation, biological process: endosomal transport; vacuole organization. Bases 223 to 1536 code for a protein of 437 amino acids. The record is from RefSeq and is a predicted model, not a curated record.